AUUUUUUCUAUAUUGACUUUUUCUUAAAAUUACGAAUUAAUAAUAUUGUAUAAUUAAAUAAUAAUAUGUGAAAUAUUUAUAUUUUAUAUGACCAAAGUCUAGAAUAACAUGUUAAUGUGGCACUUACUUUUUUACCCUAUUUAGAAGCAAUACACACCGGUGAUAUAACACUGUGAUAACACUGCUGCUGCUGAAUACCGAUUAAAACAAAUAUGAAUGAAAAAACAUGGACCGUGGUCCAUUUUAUAAAGGACGAUUCAGUGGAAGCAGUGCCAUCGGCAUGGCUGAUCAACGACGAAAAGUGCCUUUGGCCACCUGCAACAUGGACCACAGAAAAAAUUAUAAAUGCAAUAAAAAACUGCAUCAUUGACACACAUUGGCAAGACUACGACAUCAAAACCUUUUUGAAUGCGACCUAUAGAAGCUAUGAAACAGCAAGGAAUAAAGCGAAAAAGGCAGAGUCAGACAGUGACCUGAGCACCACCGAUAUGGAAAAUAGAAAAAGAAAGAGGAAAAAAGUUAUUUAUUCAUCUGAUGAUGAUGAUGAUCAAGAGAAUAAUAAUUCACUGUCAUAUAUCCGCAAAGAACCACCACAAUACAAGCAUCCAAAAGGCAAAUCUGAGAAAAAACCCAGCAAAUUAUUUCCUAAAGAUUCCUAUAAAACACCAAGAAAAACUACAAAACAAAAACAUAUUUUCACUUCGCAGAGAAGUGAAACCCGAGGUGAAACUCAACAUGAAGAACACAGUGUAAAUAAAGGUAUAGAUGUAUCAGAGCAAGAUGCUUAUAAUGGCAGAGGUGUUCUAAAAGGUUUGUACAACUAUACCUUGAAAUUAUUUACAUAUUUUUCUUAA
Molecule: messenger RNA, 854 nt
Organism: Ceutorhynchus assimilis (cabbage seed weevil)
Lineage: Eukaryota; Metazoa; Arthropoda; Insecta; Coleoptera; Curculionidae
Source: the annotation of a GenBank genome assembly